Molecule: messenger RNA, 1833 nt
Organism: Thrips palmi
Lineage: Eukaryota; Metazoa; Arthropoda; Insecta; Thysanoptera; Thripidae
Product: methyl farnesoate epoxidase-like
Exons: 8
Coding region: 225-1799 (524 amino acids)
Biological process (GO): xenobiotic metabolic process
Cellular component (GO): cytoplasm; intracellular membrane-bounded organelle
Molecular function (GO): iron ion binding; oxidoreductase activity, acting on paired donors, with incorporation or reduction of molecular oxygen, reduced flavin or flavoprotein as one donor, and incorporation of one atom of oxygen; heme binding
Source: RefSeq, a predicted model, not a curated record
GGCUGGUCGGCAGGGCAUACCUGGGCGUAUUAGGGCGUCGAAACGUAACCCAGCGCAGCCUAGCCACCGCCCGCGGCCUCAGCCUCGGCCACCUCGGCCAGUGGAGUCACUCCAGUGCAGUGAGGGACCUAGGACAGGGAAGGGACCUAGCGCGCCCACUGCACGCUCCGAGCCGCCGAAGGAAACCAACGUCCUGUACGAGUCGCCAUACUAGCCUUGCAGACAUGGUCCUGGGGUGCUGUCUGCUGCCGAUACCCGAGCUGUCCUUGCUGCUGCUGGCCGUGGUGCUGCUGACGCUGCUGCUGGCCGACAUCAAGAAGCCCCCAGGCUACCCGCCAGGCCCCGCCUGGUUCCCGGUCGUCGGCACGUACCUGCAGCAUCGCCAGCUGCAACGCGAGUACGGCUACCUGCACGAGGUGUGGCGCAGCCUCUCGCGGCAGUACGGCGCCGUGGUGGGGCUGCGCCUGGGCCGCGACAGGGUCGUGGUGGUGUCCGGGGCCGCCGCCGUGCGCGAGGUGCUGACCCACAGCGCCUUCGACGGCCGCCCCGACGGCUUCUUCUUCCGGCUGCGCUGUUUCGGCGAGCGACUGGGUGUGGUGUUCACGGAGGGCGAGCACUGGCAGGAGCAGCGGCGCUUCGCGGUGCGCGUGCUCAAGCAGUUCGGCCUGGGCGGCCGCAGCAUGGAGGAGCAGGUGGCCGAGGAGGCCGCCGAGCUGGUGACGGCCCUGCGCGCGCGCGUGCUGGCGGCGCGCGGCGCGGACGGCUGCGUGGCCAUGGCGCACGCCUUCGACGUCAGCGUGCUCAACUCGCUGUGGGCCAUGCUGGCCGGCAGGCGGUUCGCGCUGGACGACGAGCGGCUGGCCGGCCUGCUGCACACGCUCAACGACUGCUUCCGCCAGACGGACGGCUCCGGCGGCCUGCUCAACCAGAUGCCCUUCCUGCGACACCUCGCGCCUCGCCGCUGCGGCUACACGGACACCGUGCGCAACCUCAACAAGCUGUGGGACUUCCUCAGGGAGACCAUCGUUGAGCACGAGCAGACCAGGGUACCGACCAAGCCGCGUGACCUCAUCGACGCCUUCCUGGAGGAGAUGCAGGGCCGAAAGGGCACGGACAGCACGGGCAGCACGUACACAGAGAAGCAGCUGCUGUCGCUGCUGCUGGACUUGUUCAUGGCAGGCGCCGAGACGACGAGCAACACGCUGGGCUUCACCGUCAUGUUCCUGCUGCGCCGCCCCGACGUGCAGCGCCGCGCGCAGGAGGAGCUGGACCGCGUCGUGGGGCGAGGCCGGCAGCCCAGCCUGCAGGACAGGCCGCGGCUCAACUACCUGGAGGCGGUGCUGAAGGAGGCGCAGCGGCUGGCCAACGUGGCGCCCGUCGGCGUGCCGCACAGGGCGAUGCAGAACGCCACCAUCAUGGGGCACACCGUCCCGAAGGACACCACCGUGCUGGCCAGCCUGUGGUCCGUGCACAUGGACCGCGAGUACUGGGGCGACCCCGAGCGCUUCCGACCCGAGCGCUUUCUGGACGACGCCGGCCUCAAGUCCGCGGAGUACCUCCUGCCCUUCGGCCUGGGCAAGAGACGCUGCCUGGGCGAGAAGCUGGCCCGCUCCAACCUGUUCAUGUUCCUGGCCUUCUUGCUGCACCACUUCUCGAUGGAGCCGUGCCCGAAGCACCCCGUCGGCGACCCGAUAGAGGACCGCCACUUCCUCGACGGCUUCACCUUGUGCCCCAAGCCCUUCUGCGCGCUGCUCACUGCCAGGGACGCCGCAACGGAGCACGCCGACGGCCAGGGCUGAGGGACUGCGAGCAAGACUGCGAGCCUAGCGCAUA